AUGCAGGACAUGGAUAUGCCUUCUGGAAUCUCUGGAAACUUGAUGGACGGAAUGGAUAAGAUUGGCAACGUGUCUGAAGACUCGUUGGAGGGGAUCGUUACGCCUUCCGAAACGUCUGGAACAUCAGAAAACAUAACGGACGGAACAGACAAGACUGACGCUUCAUUUUCAGAUACAUCAAACAGAAUACCCACACUCUCCGAAACAUGCGAAGCCACACCAGACGCCCUACAGCCAUUCACACAAGACGCACCCACCCUCCUCUCCUGGUUCGCAACCCUAAACGCACCCGAAAUCGGCAGCUAUUUCUACCCCCGCCUAGCCAACUUCACCAUCUCAUUCAUUCCCUCCCUCGACACGGCCAAGCUCGCAACCGCGCACACGACCCUCUCCGACGCCGAGCAACUCGAGCUCGUCCGCGCCGGCAUCGACGCCUACUUCGACGUGCUGGCGCCGGACGACGACACGGACAUCCGCGCCGCGUUCGCGGUGCUGUACCGUGCCUUCGUGGCGGAGCUGGACGAGGCCGCUGGGCUGGACAUGGUGCUGGGCGCUGUGGAUGCGCUGUGGGAGGCGGAGAUGCUGCUGCAUGCGGGACGGGUCGAGGAGGUUAGGAAAAACUUGAGGGGGCUGAGGGAGAGGGUUGUGGCGAAUUCGGAGGUGUUUGUGGGGAAUGCUGAUGUGGGGAUUGUCGUUGCUGAUGCUGCCACUUUGGAUGAGGGCGGACUUGAUGACAGGGUUAGGGCGUUGUUGGCGGGGGCGCUGGCGCAGGCGGAGUAG
Aplosporella prunicola CBS 121167 is the source of this 780-nucleotide messenger RNA. RefSeq lists its product as uncharacterized. The record is from RefSeq and is a predicted model, not a curated record. The transcript is spliced from 2 exons. The coding region runs from base 1 to 780 and encodes 259 amino acids. Lineage: Eukaryota; Fungi; Ascomycota; Dothideomycetes; Botryosphaeriales; Aplosporellaceae.